Cydia splendana is the source of this 1166-nucleotide messenger RNA. RefSeq lists its product as uncharacterized. The coding region runs from base 75 to 1166 and encodes 363 amino acids. Lineage: Eukaryota; Metazoa; Arthropoda; Insecta; Lepidoptera; Tortricidae. The record is from RefSeq and is a predicted model, not a curated record. The transcript has 7 exons.
AUCAUAAUUUUGCAAUCCAUAAUUAUGUCACUGUAACAUUGCACUAAAACUACGCAUGUAUAAAAAGACGUGGCAUGGCGGUCUUGUAUCUUUUUAAAGUAAAAAUGGCGGGGAAAAUACUGAUUUUGGCGCUUGCGUUAUCAAUUUGCAAGGUCCAGUCUCAGUCAAUUGGCUGCUGUUCGCCGUCGUCAAACAGCCAGUCAUCAUGUGGACCAUCGCAAUCACAGAUGAUGAAUGGACUAAAAGCAUCACCGCAACUCCAGUUUGUACCAGGGCAAAAUUUUAACCUUCAAGCCAUACCCCUUUCACAAUUUUCGCAACAGUCACAGGGGUCACAAGGAUCGAAUAUACAGAAGGCCCAAUCAGCUAUUAAUGUUCCAAAACAAAGUUUUCAAGUAUCUUCUUCACCGCAGAUUUCAUCAUCUUUCGCCCAACCCUCUAACGUACAAUGCUCUCAACCCUACCCUCAAGUCAUCACCGCUCCAGUGUCCACCAUCACCAUCCCCUCCACGGGCUGCACCACCGCCAUCGACGACUGCCUUGCCAACACUUUAGCCAACGCUUUACAGAUGAUGAUCGCCAACGAUUUCAUCAACUCCGUCAUCAGCAAUAACAUCAUCAACCAAGACUCCCUCUCCAUACCCGUCGUGGAAACUUCCGUACCUAGUGUUGACCUUAACUCUUUCAUUAGGAACCUUAACGCUAACCAGCUAGCUGAAACACAGACUGCUCAAUAUUAUGAACCCGAAGAAACAAAUGAUUGCUACAACUGGGAAAAUCUCCUAAACUAUUUAAACGAAGACAAGAAAGCUGAACCAGAGCCAGAAAACAAAUACGAUGCUUUCUUUAAAUAUUUAAAGGGAAAGGGACAAACUGUUGAUCAGAUCACGAAACAACCAGAAGCUCCGAUCAUCACCGCAUGUGUUCAAAACCAAGACGACGAUGCUAUUCUACAGGCUUUAGCAAAAUACUUUGGUAAUAAUUGUGAUACAAGUCCAAAAUGUGGGAAUGCAGCUCAAGUAGUGUUCCCUGAAGAGAUCCCAGCGCAGCUAAUCUGCAAUUAUGGGUACAUCCCGACAACAACGCCGGUUGUUAGCUUCUCUGUUCAGCCAUUAGAUCCUAAUUGUAAUUUUAUCGUUGGUGCUGGUGGUCAAAUUGUUAAUUAA